This is a messenger RNA of Penicillium diatomitis, 1014 nucleotides long. RefSeq names its product sulfurtransferase. The transcript is spliced from 2 exons. NCBI's taxonomy places the organism in Eukaryota, Fungi, Ascomycota, Eurotiomycetes, Eurotiales, Aspergillaceae. The record is from RefSeq and is a predicted model, not a curated record. Gene Ontology annotation, biological process: transsulfuration. Gene Ontology annotation, cellular component: mitochondrion. Gene Ontology annotation, molecular function: thiosulfate-cyanide sulfurtransferase activity. Bases 1 to 1014 code for a protein of 337 amino acids.
AUGGCUGCUCGAAUCGGUGCUUCCUCGAUUCGAGGUUUCCGGACAAAGAUGGCGGCAAGCUCUCCCUCAGUCUCACAGACGCGUCAGAUCUCCUUCUCUUCUUACCUGGUCACCCCGACGGAGCUCAACGAAGCUCUCAAAAAGAACCCGACAUCGAAGAUUUCUACCUCUCCCCGCGUGAUUCCUCUGUGCGCUGCUUGGUUCAUGCCCAACGAUCCAGAGAAUCGCAAUGGCUUUGACUCUUUUCGACAGUCUCGAAUUCCCCACGCUCGUUUUUUCGACCUUGAUGCGGUCAAAGAUCAUGAUUCGCCUUACCCGCACAUGCUUCCGACAUGUGAGACCUUCGCUGAAGCUAUGAGUGAGCUCGGUAUCCGCCGUGAUGAUGAGAUCGUUGUCUAUGAUACUGCUGAAUUGGGGAUUUUCAGCGCCCCUCGAGUGGGGUGGACAUUGCGUGUCUUUGGCCAUCCAAACGUUCGCGUUCUGAACAACUACCGUCUCUGGGUCCGUGAAGGAUUCCCGACUGAGAGUGGAGAGCCUGACCCGAUCGAGAAAAGCAAAUACCCACUGCCAAUCUACGAUUCUAAACUGGUCAUUACGUUCCGUGAAAUGAAAGAACUCGCUUUGGACGUCGGGAAGGAAGGCGCAGAGGAAGUUGAGGUUCUGGACGCUCGGUCACAUGGUCGCUGGUCUGGAUCAGACCCUGAACCGCGCCCCGGUCUGUCGUCGGGUCACAUUCCAGGCUCAAAGAGUUUACCUUUUCAGGAAUUGCUGGACCCCGAAACCAAGACUUAUCUUCCGGCAAAGGAGUUGCGGAAGGUCUUUGAAAAGCACAAUGUUGAUCCUUCCCAGUCGAUCAUCAGCUCUUGUGGGACCGGAGUCACAGCAAGCGUCAUUGAGACCGCUCUCAGCGUUGCAGAUUAUGGCCCAGCCCAUCUUCGCCGGGUGUAUGAUGGCAGUUGGACGGAAUGGGCUCAACGGGUCAAGGCCUCAGAUAACCUGAUCAGAAAGAUCUAA